Fonsecaea monophora is the source of this 465-nucleotide messenger RNA. Its product is annotated as superoxide dismutase. Gene Ontology annotation, molecular function: superoxide dismutase activity; copper ion binding. NCBI's taxonomy places the organism in Eukaryota, Fungi, Ascomycota, Eurotiomycetes, Chaetothyriales, Herpotrichiellaceae. Gene Ontology annotation, biological process: removal of superoxide radicals. The record is from RefSeq and is a predicted model, not a curated record. The transcript has 4 exons. Bases 1 to 465 code for a protein of 154 amino acids.
AUGGUCAAAGCAGUUGCUGUCAUCCGUGGAGACUCCAAGAUCACCGGCCAGGUGACCUUUGAGCAGGCUUCCGAGUCGUCUCCCACCACCAUCACCUGGGACAUCCAGGGCCACGACCCCAACGCCGAGCGUGGCAUGCACGUCCACCAAUUCGGUGACAACACCAACGGCUGCACCAGCGCUGGUCCUCACUACAACCCUCAUGGAAAGUCCCACGGAGCCCCAACCGAUCAGGACCGACACGUCGGUGACUUGGGCAACAUCAAGACUGAUGCUCAGGGCAACGCCAAGGGCAGCGUCAGCGACAGCUUUGUCAAACUGAUUGGCGAGCACAGCGUUCUCGGCCGAACCAUCGUUGUCCACGCGGGUACUGAUGACCUCGGCAAGGGCGGGAAUGAAGAGAGCAAGAAGACCGGCAACGCGGGUCCUCGACCUGCUUGCGGGGUCAUCGGCAUUGCCGCAUAA